GGCCUGAACACCAAGUCGGGGAUUGGAUUUCCGACACCAGCGCGUCAGCCCGAUCGCAACAGUACCAAACACCGCCACUUAACCAUUCCAUGCAUUUUCCUGGCUUUCUCCCCAAGCCACAAAUAUGAUUUUCAUAUGCAAAUGCAGCGCACAGAAUGGCCUACAAGAAGGGAGUAUGUUCAUAUCUCUGCAACUCAGAUUUUAUGAGAGAUGAAACAUACUUCUUUGAUGUGAAUAUUAUCUAUAGAGCUUUCCACACCAGGCAGACAGUCUGUCUGCUG
Molecule: messenger RNA, 281 nt
Organism: Staurois parvus
Lineage: Eukaryota; Metazoa; Chordata; Amphibia; Anura; Ranidae
Source: the annotation of a GenBank genome assembly